GGGGCGCACGCGCCGCCCGGUGCGGGGCGAUCGCGCCGCUUCGCUACAUUGUAUCCGCCGGCGGCGGAGAACAAUAGGCGCCGCCGCCGCCCCCGGGCCUGGGCGCCGCGGCCGCCCCCGCCCCCGCCGCGACCCCCGACACCCUUCAUGCGCUUCCCCUGCCCCGGGCGCGCCGGGCCUGGAACAGGACUGCCACUGUUGAGUCUGUGGGAAUAUGAAUCAGCAGCAGCAGAGAAUGGCUGCAGUUGGGACAGACAAAGAGCUCAGUGACCUGCUGGACUUCAGUAUGAUGUUUCCCUUGCCAGUGGCUAAUGGAAAAAACAGACCCACGACCCUUGCGAGCACUCAGUUUGGAGGAUCAGGCUUGGAUGAAAGGCCGGGAUCAGGUUCCUGGGGAACGGCAGAUCAAAACAGCUCCACGUUUGACCAAGGAAGGCAGAGCUAUGGCGAAGGCCCCCACUACGGUGAGCACCGGGACCUGCCAUCCCACAACAGCAUCUCCUCGUCACCAUUCCUGGGAGCUGGACUCGUGGGGAAGAGCAGUGAAAGAGCCUCCUACUCCACAUUUGGAAGAGACACAGGGAUGCCAGGACUAAACCAGCCUGGUUUCCUGCCCAGCGAGAUGGGAAUCGCCAGCCCGAGCACGCUUUCCCCCACCGGGGGCAAAGGGGGGUCUCAGUAUUUUUCUUACCCCAACAAUCCUCGCAGGAGAGGUGCUGAGAGCAGCAUAGAUGGACAGCCCAAAAAGGUUCGGAAGGUGCCUCCUGGACUCCCCUCCUCGGUGUAUCCAUCCAACUCAGGUGAUGACUACAGCAGGGAUCCAGCUGGAUAUACUCCCUCGAAACCUCCCAGCACUGUGUAUCCUGGAGCCUUUUACAUGACAGAUGGACUCCAUAACUCACCAGACCUGUGGAGUUCCCCAGGUGCCAUGAGCCAGUCGAGUUACGGUGCCAUGCUGGGCAGCUCCUCGUCCCCGCUCCCGCAGUCCAGCGGCUUCAACAGUUUACACCAGCAUGAACGCAUGAACUACCAGCUGCAUUCCGGAGAGGUGAACGGUGGACUCCCCUCCGUGUCCGGCUUCUCCUCGGCCUCCACGGCGUACGGAGUGUCCAGUCACACCCCCCCGAUCAGCGGCACAGACACCAUCAUGGGUAACAGAGGAACCACAGCCGGGAGCUCCGGAGACGCGCUUGGGAAGGCUCUGGCCUCGAUUUACUCCCCCGACCACUCUAGCAAUAACUUCUCCUCCAACCCCUCCACCCCGGUCGGGUCCCCGCAGGGCCUCGCAGGCUCGUCGCAGUGGCCGCGGGCGGGCGGAGCGGGUGCCUUAUCUCCCAGUUACGAAGGGAGCCUCCACACUUUGCAAAACAAAAUGGAAGACAGGUUGGAUGAAGCCAUCCACGUGCUGAGGAACCAUGCCGUGGGCCAGACCUCUGCCAUGCCCAGCAACCACGGGGACAUGCAUGGGCUGCUGGGCUCAGCACCAGCACACAGUGCUGCCGUGGGCAGCCUGGGCCAGGCCUUCCCCGCCUCAGUCAUGGCCCUGGGGAGCAGGCACCCAAGUCUGGUGGGAGGAGGCCACCCCGAAGAUGGGCUGUCCAGCAACCCCAGCUUGCUCCACAACCAUGUCACACUUCCAUCACAGCCCAGCUCACUCCCGGACCUCAGCAGGCAGCAGGACACGUACAGUGGCUUGUCCGGGGGGCUGGGCCGGAGCAGCGUCUCCUCAGGAACAAGCGAGAUAAAGAGGGAAGAGAAGGAGGAUGAGGAGAACACGUCAGUGGCAGAUAACUCAGAAGAGGAGAAGAAGGAGCUAAAACCCUCCCGGAAUAGAACAAGGUGCUCUUUGAACAGUCAAGAUGAGGAUGAGGAGGACGAUCUUCUUCCCCCAGAGCAAAAAGCCGAGAGAGAGAGAGAAAGGAGGGUCGCCAAUAAUGCCCGUGAGCGCCUGCGGGUUCGUGACAUCAACGAGGCCUUUAAGGAGCUCGGACGCAUGUGCCAGCUGCACCUAAACAGCGAAAAACCGCAGACCAAACUGCUAAUCCUACACCAGGCCGUAUCAGUCAUACUGAACCUGGAGCAACAAGUUAGAGAGCGCAAUCUGAACCCAAAAGCGGCCUGCUUGAAACGUCGGGAAGAGGAGAAAGUGUCCGGAGUGGUAGGAGACCCCCAGAUGACACUGUCAGCUUCCCAUCCUGGUCUAGGAGAUGGUCACAACCCUGUUGGACACAUGUAAAGAUCUUUUUGUUCCUCUGGAUACGGAGAUCUGUAGGAAGAAAACCCUUGGUGUGACCUGCAACCCUGUUGAACCAUAAACUGUAGUACUGCUCAUACUGACACACGCAGACGGAUCCUGGCGUGACGUAAGGGGUGGAAAAAACACUUUGUCAAAAACAAAACGGAAACAAAAAAUUGCCUUAAGUAUAAAGUGCAGAACAGUCAAUACAUAUCACUCAGUUAGGAGGGGGUGGCGUGUUCUCUUGGCUUGUUCACAAGCAGCCAGCAGCAAAAUUGUGCCUAAGCUUGAUAUUUCUUUUUUAAAAAAAAAGAACAUUAGUUAUGAGAUUUUUUUAUGUAGAACAAAUAGCAAUGCCUUUUGGUUUUUUUAGCUUCUUUUGCAUAUGUUUUGUAAGCAACGAAAAAAUUUUUUUUUGUAUAAAAACAUGUCUUGUACCCUCCGCUUUUCUGCUGCUGUUUCUAUAGUUAACGUUGCAUCUUUAGGAUCAACCAGAAUAUUAAAAUUGUAUUAAGAGAGACUGGAUAUAAAGAGAGGAAUUCUCAGAUUCGGCUCGGAAAGCCACUAAAAGCGAAUGUAGCCACAGUGAGGGAAUGUUCUUCCUUGCCUGGCUUGUACCUUCCAUGACAAAAAACAAACUCGUGCUGAAUUCACCAUCUCUUUUCUUCGGCCACUUCUGAUUUGGGAAAAGGAAGUUAAACAGCAAAGCGAGUGGCAGCAGUGCUCCCGCUCCCCGGGCAGUGACUGAGGCGCUCGGCGAGGUUUGCCUUGUCCCGGGGAUGCCGAGGCCCCCCGGGGCAGAGGACGAGGCCGCGGCUGUUCCGGAGCGUCGCCGUGGGGAGGACGAGCUGCUGGGAGAGGGCAGCCCCGGGUGGAGGACCAAGGGACUGAGGCGCUUCCAGGUGAGCAGAGCAGCAAGGGAUGCACGAGGGAAGCGCCUGUUCCCACAGGGCAGAGCUGCCCGAGGCACUUCCAGGAGCAGCACUGAACAAAGACCGAGUGAACAAAGCUGGAGCACUGGCAAGAGGCGGAGGCAGCGGAGCAGCAGCGGGAUACAGGGCCAGGAAGCCGGGCAGCAGCAGACUGAGGGUGCUGGAGGCAGGGAAGGAGCAGCGAGCCGUGAGCAGCAGCAGGAUCCCUUCUCACACUGGAGCCAUCGGAAAUGCAAAAUGCUGCCUCGAGGAAAGGGGUGGCUUCACACCCCACUGUCACCUGCUGUCACAUCUCCCAGGCAUCCUUGGAGGCAAACUGAGCUCAGCACUGCCACGGGAUGUGAGUGGCCACAAGUCACCUGCACAUGGGCUCCUCCCUUGGCACUGGGAAGGAGGGCAGCAGGAGCUCCUGUCCUUGUGCUCCAGCAGCCAAGCUGGGCCAGCUGUCCCUUCACUCCAAGGGAUUCCCAGUCACUCCACACCACUCUGGUGUGCUCAGCAGGAGGAGGAUCCCUGGCAGCCCCUCUGGGUGCCCUGGAGGUGUGGAGCAAAGAGGUGCUGGGCAGUGCUGAGCUGCAGCAGCCGGUCUGGAGAUGGCCAUGGCAAAACAUCGACCAGGAAUUUGCUCGUUUCUUCCCUCUCCUUCCCUUUGUGAAACGUUUUGUGCCUGGUUCUUCCCAGCUCUGCGGAGCCCAGUCAGGCAGGAUGGUGCAAGAGACAUGGGUACUGGUCUGGGAGGAAGUGGGGAACUCCCCUCUCCCCUGCAGGCUCUAUCUCUCCCUGUGCUGCUCCAGCCUGGGCUCCUGGGGAAGCUGUGUUGCUGUGGCACAGGGAAAGGGAGGGACUGGCAAACAGGAUUAGGUCCUGUGGCAUUUGCCAGCAACCCCAGGCUCUUGGCAUAACCUGGUGCUCCUCCACGUGCUUUGUGCUGGGGCAAGCUCUGCUGGAAGUGCUCAGGGCAGUGCUUAUCUCCCACCCACACCUGGGCACUGUGGCCUCAGCCCCUGUGGCAGCUCCAGGCUGAGCCACUCCAAGUGCCAGGGCAGGAUGGGACUGUCCCUGCUGCCCCUGGCCCUGCUCCGGGGCUCCCCAACAUCCACCAUCACUCUGAAGCUUUUGGGUGCUCCCACCAUUCCUUCUGCAUGGUGAGACCUCAGCAGCCCCAGCUCUGUCCCUGGGAAGGGCAGGAAACUCAGUGGUUCCAGUAAGCCAGUGCUUCUUGCCUGUGUCAACAGAUGCAUUUUAGCCUAAUCAGCUCGUCAGGUUACACCACUUCCCUCCCUGGGGCUCUUGUGGGUGCUGAAGCAGUGGGCAGGGAGAUGGAUGAGGUUUUCCUCCCUGUGUGACAGCCUUGACUCCCAUUCAUGCUCUGGAGUGCAAACUGGAGGGCUCACCAGCUGCUUUCUGUUUCAUCCUGCUCCAUUGGUGGGACUGCUGGGGCUGCAAAGUACCCACUGCUCAGGGGUUUUGGCUGGCUCAGUGCCCCUGUCCCAGGACCAGGAGGGAUGGAGCAGUGUCCCAGCCCUGGAAAGCUUGAAACCCUACAAAAAAUAUUUAAAAGUGGUUCACAAACCCUUUGAUUUUGCCCCAGGAAUUGGAGGUGGCAAGAAUGGUCAACUGGACUUAAAGGGACUAGUCAAGAAAAAUCCAUAAAUUCAACAAAAUUGGAAACCUGAGAAGAUCUAUGAGUUGUCCACAAAUUUGCUGAACUUCUUUAUCCCCUCCUAGUGCUGUAGGCCAAGGAGGAAUCCUGAUGAGCCAGAGCCUUUCUCACCAUGCCAGAAUCUCCAGGCAUUGCAACAAAAAUGGGGCUUUUCAUCUUAGGUGGUUUAAGAUGUUACUUAUGACAGCAAAUCCAGCCAGCUUCCUUCCAUGGCAAGACUUGGGUGAAGAUCCUUAAGCAUGAGCCCUCAGAGGCAGGGUUUGGAGAGAUCAUCUCAAAAGCACAAUGUAGGGGGUGGCACUGCUCUCCCUGGAGCAACCUUGAUGGCACAGGGUGACAGUUUUGUGUGCCAGCCCAGUGUGGCCUCAGUGGCAUCUAUGCUUUCCAGGUGCUCAGGAAACAAUUGGGAAGAGCAGCAAGGAAAAAUUUGUCUUGCCAGUGUGUUUGGCUCAGUGUGAACAUGGUGCCUGUAAUCUGCCAGGGAAAGUGGUUUUUCUAAAAACAACCAUUGCCAGGUGCUGUCCCCAAAAUACCACCAGCCCAGCCCAGAAAUGUCACCCUGUAGCAAUGAAACUCUUGUCUUUAGGUGUUGUGGUCAGUGAGGGCCAGGUCUGCACUCUCCCCAGCCCACAGCUCUGCUUCAUUCCACUUGGGAUCUCAGAGAUCCCCAGACCUGCUUCUUUGCCUGUCUGUGUGUCCCCCACAGCAGUGGUGCUGCCAGGAGAGGUGUCACGGUGGGUGACAUGCUGUAUGGUGCCAUUUAUUCCAUUUUCUCCUUCCUCUCUCAGCCUUUGCUUGCAUGGCUGCUCCUGGGGGCACAUGCCCUCCUCUUUGGGGGCCACUGAGCCCCCCCAAAGCUUCCUUCAUCAGAUGGGGGAGCUGCCUUCCCUUCUGUGCAGCUUCUAGUCCCUCUUUCCCCAGGCUGCAUCCCAGUGGGGCACUGCCAUGGGACAUUUCCUGUGUCCCCAGCCCAGGGGCCUCCUGUUGCCCUGCUCAGCCAGCCCCCUGCCUCCCUGCACACAAGCUGUGCAUGCCACAGGACUGGGGAGCAUCUGCAAUCCACUCUAUGAACAGGAAAAUUGCAGAUUGUUGUUUUCCCCCUUUUCACCUGCUUUUUCCCCAGAGCAAAGCAGCUGCAGCCUCCCAUGGGUUGGUGUUCAGGCAGUGGUGGCAAUGUGGCUGCUCCUGCUCACAGCCCGGGGAGCCGAAUUCCAGCUGUGUGGCAGUCACCCCCUGUCACAGCCCCCAGCCCAGGGAGCUGAAUUCCAGCUGUGUGGCAGUCACCCCUGCCCGUGACCCCCACUCACAGCCCCAGCCAGCAGCUCUCAGGGCUCUCUGCUCCCCUGCUUUCACAGCUGCCCCCCAGAGCUGUGCUGGCAGGAAGGAUGGACUCAACCUGUGGUUUCCUCAGGAGGCUGUAAUUCCAGAGUCAGGGCAGAAACUGCUCUCCAAGGUCCCUUGUGUCCCACCGGUGUCCCCACUGAAGCCAGCAGAGCUUUUGGGCCCUUGCUGAGUAGUUCCAGUUGUGGGGGAUGGAGAAACAGGAGGUUUUGGAACCCCCCCAAUCCCCUGCACCCCUUGAGCUUUGCUGCCAACUUUGUGGCCAGUGGAACCCGAGUUCCUCUUGCAGGCCCUGCUGUGCUGUACUGGGGAGCCUGGGCCAGCUCCAGUUCUAUCCGUGGGCUGUGGGAGGUGAAGCAAAGCUGGGGAUGGAGCUGGGCCUUGAGCCCUCCACGUGCAGUGCUGGCAAACCCAGAGCGAGCCCUGGCCACUGGACUCCUCCAUUCCUGCCCAACACCAGCAAUAGCAAGGCCUGUUUUCUGUACCCCGAGCUUGCACAAGGUCUUUGCCCUGUUAAAAAUCCUAUGCAAAUCUUAUCCCUCUCCCCUCUCCCGGGGCUCUGCUGAUCCCAGCCCAGCCAGUUAUCUCUGCUCUUGUCUGUAAUUCCUGCUCCCUGCUGCCCUCAGGGUCCAGCUUCAUUCCUGGCAGCUCCAAAAGCAUUUUGAGACCUGUGCUCUGGAGCUGGGAGGGGGCAGGUGAGACUGUAGGAACACCCAGCUCCUACUGAGCACUGAACUGGAAGGGGCAGGGCCUGGUCCUGGGGCUCCUCCAUGCACCCUUGAUCCUCCUGUGCCUUCUGCUCGAUGCUGGUGGGGCUCUGCCAGCAUCCCUCAUCCCCCUGAAAGGAGAAGCUCUGUUCCACCUUGCUGCUGCCCAGACUGCCCUGUUCUAACACCUGAGCCGCAGGCUUGGCUGGGGCUGCUCUUCCUUCAGCCACCCCAAGCCUGAAGGGCUUUGUCCCGUGCUCCCCAAUCUCUCCAGCCAGCAUCUCUGAGCUGUUUCCCUUUGCAGAGGGGCAGCCCAUGCCAGCAGCUGCCCAUCAGCUGGGAUGCAGGCAGGAGGAUUUGGGGGGUGGGUGCUGCCAGUGUCCCACAGCACAGCUCCCUCUCCCUGCUCUUGGGGACCUGGUGCUCUGUACUUUGAUUUCGAGGACAAUUCAGCCCUUUUGGGGAGCCAGCACAGCUGUGCCUGCAGGACUCCCACGGGGAGGGGGCUCUAGUUAGGAGCGUGGUGCAGGCUCCUCAUGACCUUCUGCCAAACUUUGUGUGUCCAUCUGUAGCCCAGCUCUGGGCCAAGGACACUCCUGUCGUGGGUCUCCACAUUGGUAUCUCUGUUCCCCUGGGUUUGUACCCCUCCUGCUCCUCAGGGCUCCCCGUUCCCACCCUGGCCCAGCCAAGCGAGGCUCUAACUAACACUCACCGCAGGACAUCUCAGCCCAGCGUGGCUGCAGCACCAGCCCAGGAGAGCAAAGGCAUUUCUGCUUCCAAAGGGGAUGUCCUGGUACCGAGGCCAUUGGCCAAAGAGCAUCCCCGUGCCCUGCAUCCCUGGGCUGUGCCCCGGGAACCAUGGAGCUCCUGGAGGCAGUGAGCUGGGGACACCACGGGUCCCCCUUGCCAGGGCCACGUCUUCCCAAAUCACCAGAACCCACCAGCUUUUGGGCAAACCUUGUACCAUGGAGCCACCUGGGAGGGAAGGAGCCACUGCUCCUGUGCCAGGAGAGGGGAAAGAGGCGCCUGGGGAGGCAGGACAGGGAGGAUCCCAGCAUUGGGAAUGACCUGUUGGGUGCCGAGGGCUCCAGCUCUCUGGGGAAACAAAGCAUUCCUGGGAUGUUCUUUAUAUUUUUGUAGGAAUGGGGGGUGGGAGAGCAGAUGGGAGAUGCCUGCGGAAGUUGUUUAUUUUUAACCCUGUAGAAAGUUAUGGGUUGUUUUUGGUUUUUGGCCUUUAAAAUGAAAAAUGGUCCUUGCUUUUGAUGUUUAUGCUGCCUACCUGUAAAUCCAGAUGUACUUAAGUGGCUGAAAUCCUUGUUCUUAAAUCAGAUACACAUUAUAGUUUUGAACUAUAUAUAUAGUAAAUAUAUAUAUAUAUAUGCCUAACCCAGCAAAAAAAAAAAAUUAAAAAAAUAAAGUAUUUGGGGGUGGGAAAUGCGUUGCUCUUUGAAAUGAAUCACAAUUGGGGGAUGAAAUUGUGUUUCUGAGUGCCUCAAGAUAUGAAUUGUUUUCAUUUUUUUAAAUAAUUUUAUACAAGUGUCAAAACAGCUGGCUGGAUUAUUUGGAAUUUUUAAAUAAUCCUAACUUUUUUAAAGUAGAUUUUGAGAACUGUCCUGUAUAUAACAGUAAUGUAGCAAUAAAUGUGACAUUUUAUAACAAUA
This is a messenger RNA of Pyrgilauda ruficollis (rufous-necked snowfinch), 8540 nucleotides long. RefSeq names its product transcription factor 3 (gene TCF3). Gene Ontology annotation, molecular function: DNA-binding transcription factor activity, RNA polymerase II-specific; protein dimerization activity; RNA polymerase II cis-regulatory region sequence-specific DNA binding. NCBI's taxonomy places the organism in Eukaryota, Metazoa, Chordata, Aves, Passeriformes, Passeridae. The transcript has 20 exons. Gene Ontology annotation, cellular component: transcription regulator complex. Bases 215 to 2236 code for a protein of 673 amino acids. The record is from RefSeq and is a predicted model, not a curated record. Gene Ontology annotation, biological process: regulation of transcription by RNA polymerase II.